Xenopus tropicalis (tropical clawed frog) is the source of this 4506-nucleotide messenger RNA. It is a transcript of the gene ube4a, whose product is annotated as ubiquitination factor E4A. The transcript has 19 exons. Bases 81 to 3302 code for a protein of 1073 amino acids. Gene Ontology annotation, biological process: protein ubiquitination; ubiquitin-dependent protein catabolic process; ERAD pathway. Gene Ontology annotation, molecular function: ubiquitin protein ligase activity; ubiquitin-protein transferase activity; ubiquitin-ubiquitin ligase activity. The record is from RefSeq and is a predicted model, not a curated record. NCBI's taxonomy places the organism in Eukaryota, Metazoa, Chordata, Amphibia, Anura, Pipidae. Gene Ontology annotation, cellular component: ubiquitin ligase complex; cytoplasm.
AACGCUGUGUCGAUGCGGUGCGAUGACGCCUGGCUACGCGCCGCACUGGUGCGCUGACGUCAGAUUGGCGCGACCUUACAAUGACGGACCAAGAAAACAACAACAGCUUUUCAGCCAAUCCUUUUGCUGCCCUGUUUGGGUCUUUGGCUGAGGCUCGCCAAUUUGUGGCUGGUCAGAAAGAGCAACUCAGGCAGACUGAGGAUGAUGCUGAAGAGAGCCAAGAUGAGUCAGACAACAGCGUGUCAGAAAGCCUGGAUGAUUGUGAUGACUCUGUGGCAGAAAUCAGUCGAUCUUUUCGGUCCCAGCAGGAAAUCUGUGAGCAGCUAAACAUUAAUCACAUGAUCCAAAGGAUCUUCCUCAUUACCUUGGACAACAGUGAUCCCAGUCUGAAGAGUGGGAAUGGAAUUCCUUUACGUUGUGUGUAUUUGGAAGAGCUUGGAUCAGAGCUGGAUGGGCAGGACUGGCUUGACAUGGAUAAUGUUGAACAGGCUCUGUUUACACGACUACUUCUCCCAGAGCCAGGAAAGUAUCUAAUCUGUAUGACAUCCUCUGGAGCCCCCAAUUUAUCUGCAGAGAGAGAUGCUGGAGAGAAACAAAUAAUCCCAUUCUUAUUUUCCUGUUUUCGUAGAGCCAAGAAAGAGGUCACAAAAGUGCCUGAGAACCUUUUACCAUAUGCUGUACGCUGUAAAGCUCUGACUGUAUCCAAUGCUCGUACUGUUCUACUGACCCCAGAGAUAUACCAUGGGCAGGAUAUUGCCACACAGUUGGUGGACUUGAUGCUAGAAGAACUCAGAGGAGCAAAUUUUGAAGAGGUAAAGGAGUUCUUGGAGGAGGUGAUAGAGGCUCUUCUGAAAGAUGAGGAGGUCCGCUCUUUUAGUGAGGUCUUCCACCCAGUAUUCGAUGUUCUCCUGGAGCGCGUACAGGAUUUGGACCUUUGUCAGAUGCUACUCUACACUUACCUUGACCUUCUUCUAUACUGCACCCACCAGAAGGACAUUGCCAAGGUGUUUGUGGAAUAUAUUCAGCCACAGGACCCCACAAACGGGCAUCAGUAUCAGAAGACUCUGUUGGGUGUAAUCCUUAAUAUCUCUUGUUUACUGCGCACGCCAGGGGUAGUUGAGAAUCAUGGCUUCUUUAUAAAUCCAUCUCGCUCCAGCCCUCAAGAGAUCAAAGUACAGGAAUCUAAUAUACAUCAGUUUAUGGCUCAGUUUCAUGAGAAGAUUUAUCAACUUCUGAAGAACCUACUUCAGUUAUCCCCAGAUACUAAGCACCGUAUUUUGUCCUGGCUGGGGAACUGCCUGCAUGCCAAUGCUGGUCGUACAAAAAUCUGGGCUAACCAGGUGCCCGAGAUCUUCAUGCAAACCUAUGCAUCUGACAGUUUCUUCCUGAACCUUGGAGCAGCCUUACUCCGCCUCUGCCAACCAUUCUCUAAGCCACGUUCUGCACGUCUGCUGACUUUUAACCCCACCUAUUGUGCUCUAAAAGAAGUCAAUGAGGAGGAACGCCGGAGCAGGAAUAUGCACAUGAAAGGGUUGGAUAAGGAGACCUGCUUGAUACCAGCUGCUGCUGACCAGCAGCCUGACUUUCCUGAGAACUUCAACUUGGUGACAGAAAACCUAGUGUUGACACAAUACACAUUGCACUUAGGCUUCCAUAGGUUGCAUGAGCAAAUGGUUAAGGUCAACCAGAGCCUGCAUCGGCUUCAGGGUGCAUGGAGAGAUGCCCAGCAGAGUGGAAGCCCCACAGCAGAGAACCUUAGAGAACAGUUUGAGCGGCUUAUGACCAUUUACCUAUGUCUGAAAACAGCUUUGAGUGAACCCCAAAUGCUUCAGAACUGUAUUCAUCUUCAAGUGUCAACUGCACUGCUCUUAGUGCAAAUUGCAUAUGGCAACAAAGGCACAGAACCAGUGGCCCUCUCUUUUCCUAUGCCUAAUGUACAGCACAGUGCUCUGGCUUAUGUACCAGAAUUCUUUGCUGAUAAUUUGGGGGAUUUCUUCAUAUUCCUACGCCGUUUUGCAGAUGAAGUUUUGGAAACUGCAGCAGACUCCUUAGAGCAAAUUCUUGAUUUUAUCACUGUUUUUACUGGCAGUGUUGAGAGAAUGAAGAACCCCCACUUGCGGGCCAAGCUGGCAGAGGUCCUAGAGGCAGUGAUGCCACAUCUGGAACAGGUGCAAAACCCCCUGAUUUCUAGUGUGUUCCAUCGGCAGCGUAUCUUCUGUUCAUACCAACAUGCCCCUCACUUGGCGGAAGCCCUCAUUAAGGUGUUUGUUGACAUUGAAUUCACAGGGGACCCUCAUCAGUUUGAACAGAAGUUUAAUUAUCGGCGACCAAUGUAUCCCAUACUAAAGUACAUGUGGGGAAGAGACAAUUACAGACAAAGUAUAAAGAACCUAGCUGACUAUGCCUCUAAAAAUCUGGAAGCAGUGAACCCACCUCUCUUUUUACGGUUCCUUAAUCUCCUCAUGAAUGAUGCUGUAUUUCUGCUUGAUGAGGCAAUCCAGUAUCUGAGCAAGAUUAAAGUUCUGCAGAUAGAAAGGGACCGAGGUGAAUGGGAUGCAUUGAGCCCUGAGAGCCGGCGGGAAAAGGAGUCCAACCUCCUUAUGUUUGGCCAGCUGGCCCGAUUUCAUAAUAUCAUGUCGAAUGAGACCAUUGGAACCUUGGCCUUCCUUACCUCAGAUAUACGUUCUCUCUUUGUUCAGCCAUUUCUUGCUGAUCGCACUAUUUCCAUGCUCAACUACUUCCUGCAGCAUCUUGUCGGGCCUAAGAUGGGGGCCCUGAAGGUGAAAGAUUUCAGUGAGUUUGACUUCAAGCCACAGCAAUUGGUGUCUGACAUCUGCACAAUCUACCUAAAUCUCGGGGAAGAGGAGCAUUUCUGUGCCUCUGUGCCUAAAGACGGACGCUCAUAUUCACCCAUGCUUUUUGCUCAAACUGUGCGGGUACUAAAAAAGAUAAAUAAGCCUGGAAAUAUGAUCGUGGCAUUCACCAAUUUAGCUGAACAGAUCAAGUCUUUGGCAGACCGGCAGCAACAGGAAGAAGAAACAUUUGCUGAUGCCCCAGAUGACUUCUUGGACCCUAUUAUGAGUACGGUCAUGUCUGACCCAGUAAUUCUACCCUCCUCCCGUGUUACUGUGGAUAGGUCAACUAUCGCCCGGCACCUUCUGAGUGACCAGACUGAUCCUUUCAACCGAAGUCCUCUAACCAUGGAUCAGAUCAAACCAAAUGUUGAAUUAAAAGACAGGAUCCUUCAAUGGCUAGCCCAGCGGAAGCAGCAGAGUGAGAACCUUGGCCCCGGAUCAUUAUAGACAGACUUCUGUACCAGAAAUGGAUAUUUCAGUUUCCUUUGGCAGCAGAUGAUAUCAAUGCUAAUGUCAUUUGGUUGCAAGCAAAGACUUAUCAGCUGCCACCUUGUUUUCUAUCCACAUGAAACACAUGUAUGCAAAAACUCAGUGAACUACUAAUUGUAAGACUGUGGGGAUUUCCAGAAAGGACUUCUUAAUAUAAGGUAUCUGUAAGUAGUGAGUUGACCAGUGUCUUGCUGCUAGUCUCAUCUAUAACAGGCAUUGGUAGCUUUGUAAAGUAGUGGCCUGCUUAUAAGUUUGGGGAUGGAUUAAGAGGCAUUUCUGUCAUCUUCUGUGUCUCUUUGCUUUGAAGUUGUUAAAAUGUUAAAUUUCCAUUUACAUACCCCACACACAGCCACAUUCUGUUUGUUGCUGCACAUACCAAAAUGAUAUGUGUAAAAUGCUUGCUUAGGUUGUGAAUAAAUGUAACUUACAGGGUGCAUGUUCCAUAAAUAUGUAGAAAGUAUGUUGAACAGUUGGUACAUACUUUUUAUUUGUUUGUAGUGUAUAAGCCCACAGGAUCCAAUAAGAUGGAUUUGGAAGCCACCAAGUUACUGCUUAAACCCAUAUCUGUGACUAUGCCAACUCAUGGUCCCUAGAGAAGGCCAUGCAUAGACUAAUAAGUCACAUAAUUGUUUAGUUAAGUCACCAAUGUGAAUGCAUAGAUUAUAUUGCUCCAACCAAUGUGCCAAUCAGUUGAGAGACUGUACAGAAUUACUGGUCCCUUCCAAUUAAAAGUAAGCUGAUGGCCUGUAUAUAAGCCCUUUUGGGUUGAAUUUUGUUUUUCUCUUCUUAGUUAAUCUACUGAGGACUGUAGGCCUCUUAAACACACACACACCACACACACAUGGCCUGUACAUGCACAAAAUGAAUCUUCCUUAUGUUUAAGGGCCAACAUACAACUUUUAAUAUACACACAUUUCUUGUCCCAUAUUGAAACAGAUUCUCUAAAAAAUAUCAGAUUUAUGUGUCACUUUCCGUUUCUGCUACCAUUUCUUAUGCAACGAUGUCUAAAAAGUCAGCCCUAAAUGUUUACACACAAGCCUACCACAGCAAAGCUGAGCCUGUAAAUUAUAAAGAUAUAAAUCUCUCCAAUGAAUUCAAUCAGCUGAAUUGAGUUGCUUAUGUAUCGUAAUCCAAAGAUUAAUAAAUAUAAAAUCAACAAACA